This is a messenger RNA of Triticum urartu, 1553 nucleotides long. Its product is annotated as tonoplast dicarboxylate transporter. Lineage: Eukaryota; Viridiplantae; Streptophyta; Magnoliopsida; Poales; Poaceae. Gene Ontology annotation, biological process: transmembrane transport. Gene Ontology annotation, cellular component: plasma membrane. The record is from RefSeq and is a predicted model, not a curated record. Gene Ontology annotation, molecular function: transmembrane transporter activity.
CUGUUCCCGGCCUUGGGCAUCUCCUCCGCCGACGCCGUCGCCAAGGCGUACAUGGACGACGUCAUCGCCCUCGUCCUCGGCAGCUUCAUCCUCGCCCUCGCCAUCGAGCGCUACCACAUCCACCGCCGCCUCGCUCUCAAUAUCACGCUGCGGUUCUGCGGGGACCCGGUGCGGCCGUCGCUGCUGCUGCUGGGGAUCACCGGCACGACGGCGUUCGUCAGCAUGUGGAUCCACAACACGGCGUGCACGGUGAUGAUGAUGCCUGUGGCGACGGGGAUCCUGCAGCGGUUCCCGCGGGGCGGAGGCGCCGGCCAGGGGGAGGGGGAGGAGGAGCAGGAGGUGCGGCGCUUCUCCAAGGCGGUGGUGCUGGGCGUGGUGUACGCGUCGGCGGUGGGCGGGAUGGCCACGCUGACGGGCAGCGGAGUGAACAUCAUCCUGGUGGGGAUGUGGUCGGCCUACUUCCCGGAGAAGGAGCCCAUCACCUUCAGCUCGUGGAUGAGCUUCGGCCUCCCGAUGGCGCUGCCCAUGUUCUUGGCGCUCUGGGUCACCCUCUGCUUCAUGUACUGCUCCAACAACACCGGAAAGGCGCUCUCUGCCUACCUCGACGGAACCCACCUCAGAAGGGAGCUCAGCUUGUUAGGUCCAAUGGCUUUCGCGGAGAAGAUGGUCUUGGCUGUGUUUGGGGGUCUAAUUGUGCUAUGGAUGACCAGGAACCUGACAGAUGACAUUCCUGGGUGGGGAGUUCUCUUCCACGAUCAAGUUGGGGAUGGAACAGUCACGAUCAUGAUGGCCACGUUGCUGUUCAUAAUCCCGAGCGGGAAGAACGGGGGCGAGAAGCUCAUGGACUGGAACAAGUGCAGGAAGAUCCAGUGGAACAUCGUGCUCCUCCUCGGCGCGGGCUUCGCCAUCGCCGACGGCUUCAGGACCAGCGGCCUGACCGGCAUCCUCUCGGACGGCCUCAGGUUCCUCGAGGGCGCGCCGACGCUGGUGAUCGUGCCCGUGGCCUGCGUUUUCAGCGGGGUCAUCACCGAGUUCAUGUCCGACGACUCGACCACCACGCUGGUGCUGCCUCUGUUCGCUGAACUGGCCAAGUCCAUCGAGGUGCACCCGGCGCUGCUUAUGAUCUCCGGCGCGGUCGGGGCCCAGCUGUCGUACUUGUUUCCCAUCGGGUCGCCGUCGAAUGUCGUCGGCUUCAGCACCGGCCACAUCACCAUCAAGGAUCUGGUGGCCACUGGGCUGCCCCUCAAGGUCGUCGGAGUUGCAGCUCUGACGGUCUUGCUACCAACACUAGGGUCAGUGAUUUUUGGCAUGGAUAAAAGUCCUAGCUAGGGACAUGGAUCAUGGAUGCAAGUUGUGGAACCUUUCAACCAUGGUCUGGCAGGAUAUUGAGGUUGAACAUCAGUUUCAGCAUGUCAUGACUCAUGACUGCACCUUGCUGCUGGUUCGGGAUAUGGUUUGUAACUUUGUAUAGGAUUAAGCAAACGGUUUUGUACAAGGUGUGUCUGUAUAAAUAUAUGUAUUCGAAAUAUGUCCAAUGUGAUCAUAUUUUUGUA